AGGCAAAUCGCAGCGCCGCAUCCCGCCACAGGAGGCAGCCACCCGACGACCUACGACCCUCUCACGACGCCGACGCGAUACCCCACAAGCUGGUAGCCACCCUAGAUCCGCUCGCGCCAGCGAAAGGGCCACGGGGCAGCCGCCACCAGAUAAGCCAUGAGCGGCUCCGUCCUGCGCGAGGCCGCGGCCCAGGGCGACGUCGAGUACCUCAAAGAACUCCUCGAGACGGGCGGCAACCCCUGCUCGACCGACGACAACGGACUCAACGCAUUGCACUUCGCGGUCUGGAACGGCCACGUCGAGGCCGUCGAGCUGCUCGUUGUUAAUGAUGUGGGCUGCCCGACCCUGCCGGCGAACACGCGCGCGAAAUUGGAGGAUGCCAAGUCCAAGUGGUUGCAAGGGUACAUCGCGCGAGACAACCACGACGGGACGUACGACGUUAAUUUCGAAGAUGGGAGUAGCGAACAAGCCAUCGAAAAGAGAAAAAUCCGCCAGGCCGAGAAGGAGGACGGUACGCUCUACCCGAAACCGAAGGAAGGCAAGGCCUGGAAGGUGAACAUGAUCUGUCUGGCUCGUUAUAGUCAUAAGCGAGAUACGUCGAACCUCGUUUCUACGGAUGGUUCGUAUGGCGGCGCCGCGUUUAAUCAAGAGCAGUACGACGCCGAGCAAGCUAUUGCUGCCGCUCAACAACAUCUCGAACAGCUAGAGAAGAAUAGACUGAAGAAGAAGCCGCAAGCGUCCUGUGUUACGGGCGUGACGGAGGCCGGGUGGUCGCCGCUACACAUCUGCGCCAUGGGGUCGCUCAACGACGUCGAGUGCGCCCAGAUCCUGCUGGAGGCCGGCGUGUCGCCGUUGGUACCUGUGUGGAAAUCAAAAUUUCACGUCACGUUCGCGUCGUCCUCCACGCCAUCGACGCGAUGCCUGCUCGAUGGCGUGGCGGUGCCGGUUCUUCACCGCUCGACGGAGCCAGCACGGCCGCGUGCACCCGACACACUGGUUGAUGUCCACACAGGUUGAUCCAAGAUAAAGAUGGCCGCACGGCCUACGACGUCGCUCUGGAAUCGAGGAACGUGCCGCUGGCCGCUCUACUGCGACGGCCUCGGCCGGACUUCGACACGAGAAGACGGGCGAUGCGUACGUAUAGGAAUCGAUGCUUAAUCCAAGAUAAGCCGAAGCGGCCGCCGCCACCUUACUACGAUACCAUAGAAGGAGAACCGCCUUUACCGGAAGUGAUUAUCGAGACGGACGACGAGGCCGAGCCCGAGGAAAAGAACCUUCUCGAAUUAGUAGUAGAGAAGAAAGCGAGGAUCGACGCCGUGCUGUUCAACGCCUUUCCCGAUCGCUCGAAACAGGAGUGGGGCGCCCUCGUGAAGCAGGGCCGGGUCCAAGUGGACGGCAAGACGAUGACCAAAAAGAAAAGUGUAGAAGAGAACGCGUUAGUGGUCGUCGAGCUGCCGCCGCCGUCAAGGCCACAGACCGCCGUUGAAACCUUCGAGGUCGGCGAUCUGGUCCAGGUGGGCGACGACCGCGGCGUCGUGACGGCGCUGCCGGUCAAGGGCAAGGGCCCCUGGAAAAUUACAGUGGGGGACGAGCCCCACCCGCGGAAACUGAAGACGGGCGAAUUCACGAAGCUGGACGAGCCCGAGGAGGAGGAGGAGAAGGAUCUGGGCGGCGAGGAGCACGCGACGGACUGGGUCGCGCACGAAAAAUUUUUAGCCGACGAACGGUUGGAGUCCUGGGACGGCACGACGCAAAGGCCCGUGCAACUCGCCGACCCGCCGAAAGAGUUGUUGAUACCGGAGCACCUCCAGCUCAAAUACGCCAAGGAGUCGUUCACGAUCGGGACGGCGCGGAAAGAUGGUAGUAGGAGAAAGCGAGGACCGCAUAUCAUCCAGAAUUUGAUCUUCGCGGUGCGUGAAGCUGAUAAAAAUUUCGAGCGGCGGGAGUUAUUGGCGGCGGAGCAGGAGCAGUUCCUGGACCACGAGGCCAUCGCCAAGGCCGAAAGGAACAAGCUCAAGUCGACGCGCGACCGGCGGAACGUGCUCGAAGGGAUGUCGAUGCUCGGGGCCGCGACCGGGGGCGGCAUGGAGACGGGGGGGUAUGCCAUCUAAUUUGUUAUUG
Pelagomonas calceolata is the source of this 2121-nucleotide messenger RNA. Lineage: Eukaryota; Pelagophyceae; Pelagomonadales; Pelagomonadaceae. The record is from the annotation of a GenBank genome assembly.